Molecule: messenger RNA, 1285 nt
Organism: Rhinichthys klamathensis goyatoka
Lineage: Eukaryota; Metazoa; Chordata; Actinopteri; Cypriniformes; Leuciscidae
Product: gastrula zinc finger protein XlCGF7.1-like
Exons: 2
Coding region: 437-1249 (270 amino acids)
Source: RefSeq, a predicted model, not a curated record
UUCAACUGAACUAUCCAUAGGCUUAAAAACAGAUAAUAGAUUAUGUGUGCCUAUAUUAAACUUUACAACAUUUUCUAAACUUGCUGCUGUAAAUUAUGCUACAGUCUUUGGUGAAAUAGUUUUAGUUAAAUCUAUUCUGAAUGGCAAACAAUUACUUUGUCUCUAUUUUGCACACAUUCCCACAUUUAAUUGGUGUCUGAUUACAGCAAUAAACCCUUAAUUCACUUAAAGCUGGAUAAUCUCGAGUGAUUGUAAGUGUGAUGAUCAUCUGCUAAAUGAGCAACAACGACCACAAUUCACUCCUUCAGUCAGUGAAGCUCCCACAGCCGUUCAUGAGAGUUUAAAUGCUGGGGAAUAUUCCCAUCUUCCCACAGGAGAAGAAGAAGCAAGCAGGAGGAAUUACUCCAGGAGAAACUACGGACAUACUAUUGUAAAGAUGGAGAUUAAGGAAGAACCCUGCAGAAUAAAAGAUGAAGAUACAGAGGAACAAAUAGGUUGGUAUGGAAAUGCAGUCGUUUCAAAGACUGAAAAAAGUUUCAAACAAGCUGAAAAAUCUGGAGUCGAAGGAUCUUUAACCUGUUCUGAGUGUGGAAAGAGUUUUGUAUCUAAAUCAAAGCUGAACAGGCACAUGAAGAUUCACACCGGAGAAAGGCCUUAUACAUGCACUCAGUGUGGAAAGAGUUACAGACAAAAAGGACACCUAAAUGAACACAUGAGAAUUCACACUGGAGAAAGGCCUUAUACAUGCUCUCAGUGUGGAAAGAGUUUCACUCAGAAAAGUCAUCUCAGCACUCAUCUGCGCAGUCACUCUGGAGUGAGAUCAUUCAGCUGUGAUCAGUGUGAUAAAACAUUUGUUUUGGAAUCAGGCUUAAAAAAACACUUUAAUGUUCAUUCUGCUCUGAAGCCUCACUUUUGCUCUGUUUGUGGAAAGAAUUUUUCACAAGUGCAACAGUUAAAAGAGCAUGAGCGUAUUCAUACUGGUGUGAGACCUUAUGUGUGCUCUGACUGUGGAAAGAGGUUUAUUCUAUCCUGCAACUUAAAACAACACCAGAGAAUUCAUACUGGAGAGAAACCGUACAAGUGUUCACACUGUGGAAAGUGUUUCACUCAGUCAGGAAGCCUGAAAAAUCAUGAGAGAGUUCAUACUGGAGAGAAACCGCACCAGUGCUCUUCAUGUGGGAGAAGUUUCAGCCUAUUGACUAAUCUACAACGACAUAAGAAAAAGCUUUGUCUGAAAGUGUCUAAGUGAGCAAUGUUCAGAUCCAUGACUUGAUUUGAUAUUCAG